AGAUCUGACCUUCUCUGCCGUAUCAAAUACCGAAAUACACUCCCUGAUAUUCCAUUUGAUCCCAAAUUUCUACGCUAUCCGUUUGAAAAUAAUCGCUUUACAGAUUAUAAUACUACCUCACUUGAAAGAGAACACAAGCAUGAGUUGUUGACUGACACAGAUGCCGGCGUUAAGAAUGGUUUAAUUGAUCCUGACGCUUACAUAAUCGAUGAAGACGCGGAGUUAGACGAUGCCGACAAAGCCUUGUUAGGGAUAGAAGGAUCAGCUUCCAUGGAUCGCAAGGGGACUAGGCAUUCGAGGACAGUAUCGUGGAUGCGUCGAAAUGAGUACUUAUCCAACGAAGGAGUACGAAUGGCACAGAAUCCCGAUAAACCAGAAACAAAAGUCGGUUAUAGCGUCAGAAAAUAUGCUAAGAAUUUGGAAAAGUAUAAGGAUAAAGAAAGUCAAAUCAAAGCUAUUGAGAAAACUUUUGAAGCCACCAAAAAGCCUAUUAUAGAUCAUCCUACUAAACCUGGCGUUACUGCGAAGCGAUCCUACCCUCUAUUUCCCGACUUCGAGAUGUGGAAGUACUCGCUUGCGCUUGUCACCUUUGAUUCUGACCCCUCUAAAUUAACUGAUGGAUCAAAAUUAACUGAACAGCAAAUGUCUAAUUCUGUCAUUAAAGGUAUGCAAGUAGAUACUGGUAAUCAAUUUGUAGGAUAUUAUACACCCAUAGCCACUGAUGCAAAAAAAAGGAAAGUAUCUGAAAACCAAGAUAGUGAGACAUCUAGAAACUGUAGGGACUACAAUCUUGCGAGAGAGUAUAACUGGGUGGUAAAAUCGCGCGAUAGCGGCCGCGAUGUAAGUAAUGUAAUAAUGUUUGAAUAUUCUUUCUGUCAUUUUAAUAAAUUGUUUGAAAGGGUAAAAUUGAGCAAACAGAGAGCAAAUGUUAAAGGUGAUAAUGUGAAUAACCGGCUUACUGUUGAAUAUCGUGAUUUUAACGAGGAAGAAUUGGCGAACCAGGUCGGUAAAAAUUGGUGUGUAAGUGUUAUAUGUUGGUUGUGA
Molecule: messenger RNA, 1044 nt
Organism: Trichoplax adhaerens
Lineage: Eukaryota; Metazoa; Placozoa; Uniplacotomia; Trichoplacea; Trichoplacidae
Exons: 11
Biological process (GO): transcription elongation by RNA polymerase II
Cellular component (GO): Cdc73/Paf1 complex
Molecular function (GO): chromatin binding; RNA polymerase II complex binding
Source: RefSeq, a predicted model, not a curated record